Molecule: messenger RNA, 2397 nt
Organism: Scleropages formosus (Asian bonytongue)
Lineage: Eukaryota; Metazoa; Chordata; Actinopteri; Osteoglossiformes; Osteoglossidae
Product: AT-rich interactive domain-containing protein 3B
Exons: 9
Coding region: 218-2047 (609 amino acids)
Biological process (GO): regulation of transcription by RNA polymerase II
Cellular component (GO): nucleus
Molecular function (GO): DNA binding
Source: RefSeq, a predicted model, not a curated record
GAAGGUCGGUUCAGGGUGUGCGAGACCUACCCGCCGCCGCACGCUCCCAGGGAUGAGGUCGUACAGUGCGUUUUUCGUUUCGUUUUUUACAUGAAACCAUAAAGAUCCCACGCGAGAUUCUGAGCGCGCCACCGCGAGAUCCCGUCGCUCGCAGGAGAUCAUCCACACACAGGCUUUUCGGACGGUCAACGGGGCUCUCGGCCGAGCAGGAGGAGGGAUGGUGGACAAUUCGGGCAGCAGCAGAGCCCACAUGCCCGGCUUGUCGCAGGAGAACAGCUCAAGUGGCGGGUUCCCAAACGCAGGUGUGACUGGCCUGAAGCUGGAGGCAGUGAUGGAGCAGCUGCAGCGGCAGCAACAGGCACGCCUGGAGAUGGAACGCAAGGAGAGACACCUGCGUGAAGCUCAAAUUAUGUAUGCUCAGCAGGUUGCUGCCCAGCAGGCCAUCUUGGCUGCAGCCCGAGCUUCAGGGACCCCACUGGGGGCCACCUUUCUGGGCAAGGACCCAGAACGUGGGACACCUGGAGGUGGGCAGCCAGUCCACGGACCUAACCAGAGCAACAUGAACCCAGGGCGCAAUAACAAGGAGGAUCUUGGCCGGGACUCUCAGGGUGAGGAGGACGAGGAAAGGCAGAUGGAGGCGGAUGAAGGGAGUGAAGAGGAAGAUGAUGAUGAGGAGGAGGAACGCAGUGGGGAAGGUGCAGGGGGGCUGGAGUACCUUCGCAAGCAGAGUCUGGCUCUCCAGCAGAGUACCCCACACCCCCCCACUCGCCCCUACCCGCACUAUGCCCCCUCUGCACUGGCCCUGGGUCCCCGGAGUGUCUCUUCACUCCCUGUUAAAGUGAAGCAAGAGCCCGAGGAGGAGAGCCUGUCUCCUGGAGGCCCUCCUUCCUCCACCUCCCCCAACGGACAGGGUGACUGGAGCUCUGAUGAACAGUUCAAGCAGAAUGGCAGUACUUCCUGGUCCGAUGAAGUAGAUGGCGGGAGAGGAAGAGGAGAGGCAUCCCGAGAUUUUGCUAAGCUCUACGAGUUGGACAGUGACCCCAAGCGCAAGGAGUUUCUGGAUGACUUGUUUGCCUACAUGCAGAAGAGAGGUACCCCGGUGAACCGGAUCCCCAUUAUGGCCAAGCAGGUGCUGGACCUCUACAUGCUCUACAAGUUGGUGACGGAGAAGGGCGGCCUAGUGGAGGUCAUCAACAAGAAGAUGUGGAGGGAGAUUACCAAGGGCCUCAACCUGCCCACCUCCAUCACCAGCGCCGCCUUCACGCUCCGCACACAGUACAUGAAGUACUUGUACCCGUACGAGUGUGAGAAGAAGGGCCUCAGCUCUCCAGGGGAGCUACAGGCCGCCAUCGACAGUAACCGGCGCGAAGGCCGCCGCCCUGGCUACAGUGCCAGUCUGUACCGCUUCCCGUCCUCCCCCAGUGCUUCACCCCACAUCCUCUCCUCACCUAAGAUGCACCUGGCUUCGCUGGGGGGCGGGACUUCCUCAGGACACAACGGCCUGCAGGCUUCACCUGGGUCAUCACUCAAGAAGGGGGCAGAUGAGGGCUCCUCCUCUUCAGCGGGGGUCAGCCGAUCGCCCCUGGCCAUGGCAUUGGGCACCCAACCUGCAGGGGGGCUGGUGCGGGCCGCCACUCUGGGGCAGCUGCGGGAGAGGCUGGAGACAUCUGAGGGACCGGAGCGCAAGGCAGCACGGCUGGCGGAGGAGCAGCAGAGACUUAUGCAGCAGGCCCUGCAGCACAACUUGCUGGCCAUGGCUGCACACACACCUGUGAGGGUCCGGCCUACAGCUACCCGUGAGGAUAAGCAGGACUUGGCAGUGAGCAUCAACACCAAUGGAGCAGCCAGUAUCAGUGUGUCUGUGGAGGUGAACGGCACAGUUUACUCAGGAAUGUUGUUUGCCCAGAAGCCCACAGUGUCUGCCGCCGCCUCUCCUGCUCCCUCAGCUGGAGGAUUUGCCUUCCCUCCCUCUGCCCACAGCCCCAGCCCCUCCUCAUCCUCUAAGGGUGCCAGCUCCAUCGAACCCUCUGCCAGCAGCUCACCCUAAUAGACGCGGCACCCCCCCCCUCCCCCACUGGCCUUUCCCCCCAUCUGCAGGGGGUUUCCAUACCUUCUUCCAUCAGUGUUCUGAUGGGCAAAAAUGAACUGUUGCACAACGAAUACCUCAUUGCUCCUGUCGACCUUGACUGUGUACCUACAUGCAUACACACACUGGAUACAAACACCAAACACGUGUACACACUCCCACACUUGGAGAAACACACGCAUGCACAGAAAUGCAGCACAAUCAGACAGUGCAGUCAGAACUUGCCGGCAGGUGUUCACAACUGAACUUGAAGAUUUUAAUUUUAAAUUUUAAGCUUUGUUUAUUGUCACGUUGUCUUUAUAUUUUAGUUU